AUUUAGUUUGUGGAUACUUGCAUAAAUUAUACGGAUUCUUUCUUUAGUUUAUCUGUGGUGUUAAUAUAUAUUACAAGGUGAACGUGAAUACUCAUUGUAAAACAAAAGGCUUCGUCCUUCACACAUUAGUAGGUAGAGCAUCAUUUGUUUGAAUAACUCGUUAUCUGCAAGUCGACGAUAGUGCCAGAGGUGGUUAGAGUUAUGCUAACGAUGUUACAAUGCAUGUAAGUACGCAAUAAGCACCCGUCUCGCGUUCAACAUAGACUUCACUAUUGUAUACUGUACUAACUCUUUUAUUUCCUAUCCUCAAGUGGUGGUGGUGGGUGAUAUACGGUGGUAACAUCACGAUGCGACAAUAGGAUAACUACAGCUUACUAAUUCACUAAGUAGUCAUGGCUAAUGCUAAAAGUAGACCAAAAGCACUGAAGAGUGCAUCCACAAAACCAAAGGGUCGGAAACCAAAAGGUGUCACCAAAAAUUCAGUUGAACAGAUCAUGAAAGGACACAGCAAUGGAAAAUCAGUGACAAAUGAUAAAAUGCAGUUAUUACUAAGAAAGGGAUCAUUGAUGAAGGAGAUGAUUGUGAGUGAAACACCAAAGAAACUUGAGGUGUCAUUGACAAAUAGACUGAUGUCUCGAAGUGGGAGAAUAAGAAAGAAAAGCAAAGACCAUUUGAAGCUGCUCGAUAAUAUUUUGAAGAGUGAACUCAUGAUUGAAGAUAUAAAAGCUAAACAGAGAACAUCGGGUGCAAAUAACAAUAAUGACAGUGAGACUAGUGACCAAAAUGAUACAUUGGUGUCCUCAGACAAUUGUACACAGUCAAAUAAUAUUACUGUAGAAUCUAAUAAGAAACAGAAAAAAAAUAUUGGAUGUAAGUCAAAAAUACAAGAUAACAAAUCAUCAAAGAAUCAUCAAUCAAUUACAAAUGAUCUUAUUCCUACAAUUCAGGUAUUUCAGUGUGAUCAUUGUGACAAAAUAUUCAAUACAAAAUCAGCAAUUGGCAGGCACAUUCCUACACAUAUGAAUUUAAAACAACACAAAUGUAAUUAUUGUUCAAGGAAGUAUCGUCAGAAAUCCACUUUGAGAGCACAUAUAAAGCAACAACAUCUUAAUGUGAUAUCAGCUAGUGAGCCAAUGCCACAAUAUGAGAUGUGUCAUAUAUGUGAUAGGAGGUUCCUUUCACAGGAAAUACUGAGUGAACACAUAGCAACACAUAUAAGCAAUGAUAAUUUCCUAAAAUGUAUUUAUUGCGAUAAGAAAUUCUCUAACCAUGUUAUACUUGUACAGCAUGAGAAGCAACAUCUUGUCGAUGGUGGGUUUCAAUUGUCUGUGCAUGUCAAAAAGCAUGUAAAGGUCAAAGAAUACAUCUGUCAGUACUGUGGUAAAGAGUUUUUGAGAAUGAAUUCUAUGCGACGACAUGUUCAAGUAUGCCAUGCUGGAUUUAGGAUACAGUGUCCAAUAUGCAAGAAAAAUUUAAAAGGACAUCUUUCUGAACAUAUGCGUGUCCAUGAAAAUAAACGUCCCCAUGUGUGCACACGGUGUGGUCAGAGGUUUACACAAUCCACACAAUUAAAUGUUCAUCUGAGGUCUCAUACUGGUGAUAGACCAUAUCCAUGCAGGAUUUGUGGUCGCCGUUUCUCCCAUUCAAAUGCUUUGAUUCUGCAUAUAAGGCGACACACAGGAGAAAAGCCAUUUCAGUGUGCUAUGUGCCCAUUGUAUUUUUCCCAACUGCCUCAUAUGAAGGCACACAUGCGUAAUAUUCAUCAUAAAGAAAAAGCAUAUAAAUGUCAAAAAUGUAAUCAAUUUUUUAAGUUGAAGGCUCAUCUGGAGAAACAUGUUACAACUUGUGUAGUAGGUGACAUAGAAAAAAGAAUUGCAGGGAAUAUUGACGGCCCUGUAAAGUCGGAGGAGAUCGAAGUGGAGUCAGCGAUGAGUCUUUCUCGAAUGAGAUACCUCUUGGCACUGCUGCUCACUAUGAUCGCCACGAAAGCCAAACUCAAAUAUUUAGGUUUCAACAAACGUUCAAUCGAUGAUAUACUUAUCGAAUCUCUCGGUGGAAUGGGUCUGACUGCUUGCAAGGAUGAGAGCUUGACGCCUUUGCAUCGUCUGAAAACGAACAUACAGAUGUUACUGGACAGAACCGUACCACAGGACCAGUUGGAGAAGUUCAAAAUGGAGAAUAAAACCACAGAAGACAUAUUAGAACUUUUGACUGAUGAAAAGAAAAGUUCUUAA
Messenger RNA from Achroia grisella, 2234 nucleotides. Its product is annotated as gastrula zinc finger protein XlCGF57.1-like. Gene Ontology annotation, cellular component: nucleus. NCBI's taxonomy places the organism in Eukaryota, Metazoa, Arthropoda, Insecta, Lepidoptera, Pyralidae. The record is from RefSeq and is a predicted model, not a curated record. The transcript is spliced from 2 exons. Bases 393 to 2234 code for a protein of 613 amino acids.